AGGGGUUUUUUUUCCGGUCCCUUGGAGCACAUCUCCCUUAAAUCUCCCUUAAUUUAGCUAAGGGGCCGGAUUUUUCCGGCCCCUUGGAGAUGCUCUAACAAUGAAGAUCUGAGGCCCUAAUGAGCAAACAUUGGGAUUUGAGGGACUAAUUGACAAUUAAAGAUUUAAUAAGAGACUAAGACGCGAUUAACCCAGCGUCUGAAACCCUAUCCAUACCCAAGCCCUCGGUGAUCGAACCCCUAUCCAUUUCAUCUUCCUCGAACGAUGGAAACCCUAACCCUACUUCAUCUUCUCUCCCUCUUCCUUCCUCAUCGCUGGCCGAUGCUCUUCAGAUUCGAUGGAAGAGACGAGCAACAACAGCACCUUAACUCUAGAUUCUUCCGUCGUCGUCGAAGAUAACGAGUCAAGGGCUCCCGAUCACCGGUUCUCCUACCAGACCCUCGUUCUCUUUGCUGCAGAUUUGGUAAUCAGAGUCCUUUUCUUCCAGAUCAGUCUUCUGAUAUGUCCUUUCACAUACAUCAUUUGGUUGUUUCGUUGUUCUUCGUUUCUGAUACUAAAUCCCUUUGGAACUUUGAGACACGUAAGAGAUGGUGUGAUGGAGAAGCUCCUCUGGAUUUCAAAUAGUUUAAUGGAGAGAAUCAGUUCAAAACUUUAUGAGAAGCUUAAAAGGCAGCACAAAUUGGUGAAAAGGAUGAGUCGGGGAAUAUUCUGGUCUUUUUAUGUUUUCUUGGUUCUAUUGUCUCUAUUGGUGAUGGCUUUUGUAGCUGGAAGCUUGAUUAUGCAUGGGGUUGUUGAGGUGCCUGUUAUGAUUGAGAAAGAUUUCAGCUUUGACUACACAAAAUCUAGUCCUGAUGCUUUGGUCAAACUAGGAAAAUGGGAUACUGUCCCUUUUGGUUUGGAUGCUGGAGGAAAGCUUUAUGUAUCUCCAAAUCACAUGCUGAAACUCAAAGUCUCAUUGACGUUGCCUGAGUCUGAUUAUAACUGGAAGCUUGGAAUAUUCCAGGUUAAAGCAGAAUUUUUAUCUAGAGAAGGCCAACUCAUCAUCAAUUUAAGUCAUCCAUGCAUGCUUCGCUUCAAAAGCUCACUCAUCCGUUAUUUGGAAACCAUCAUUAGAAGUGGCUCUCUUUUGACAGGCUGUUCUUUGGAGUCCCAGACUCUUUGUUUAGAAAUGAUAGGCUUUAUUGAAGGAGCUGAGCCAACUGCAUCUGUACGUAUAAUUCUUGAACAGAGGGCAGAAUACAUGGGAGGAGCUGGAAUUCCCGAAAUCUAUUCUGCAUCGAUGAGACUUGAAUCUGAGCUCCCUUUCUUUAGAAGAGUUAUCUGGAACUGGAGGUGGACAAUAUUUAUGUGGGUCAGUAUGGGAUUCUUCAUGCUCGAGUUGCUGAUUAUUCUGGUUUGCUAUUGGCCUAUUCUAGUUUUGAGGGCAAGUUCAAAGAAUAUAUUUUGCAAGGUGUAUGUUUCCAAGAGAACCUAGCUAGUUGUCUCGAGGUAUGCAAAUCAAUAGCAGCCUGAAUGCUAGUCGGAGUUUGUGUCAUCUCGGUACAAAAGUUUGCUUUAUUCUAAUCAGGUGAGAAGCUGAUCAGAAAGAUAAACAUGUAAUUAUUAAACAUUUCAAUAUACAUAAGAUGUACCAUUCAAUGAAACAUGACAUGCUGUUGGAUGGUACUAUUACGUGUUUAUGUAUUUGAAUGAGGAUCCUGAAUUAAUUCACAUAACCCGCCUAUGUUUUGGCGCAUUUUGAGAUAACCCUGUAAACUUAUAAACUGGGGCUUUAACCCCCAUGCCUUGUGGCAUGUAUUAAGAACUCCCAAAUGUCUUCAACUGUUCCAA
Messenger RNA from Asparagus officinalis (garden asparagus), 1830 nucleotides. RefSeq names its product seipin-2-like. Gene Ontology annotation, cellular component: endoplasmic reticulum membrane. The record is from RefSeq and is a predicted model, not a curated record. NCBI's taxonomy places the organism in Eukaryota, Viridiplantae, Streptophyta, Magnoliopsida, Asparagales, Asparagaceae. Bases 338 to 1474 code for a protein of 378 amino acids. Gene Ontology annotation, biological process: lipid droplet organization; lipid storage. The transcript has 3 exons.